AUGGAAGAUCCCAGCUUCAGACAGCGUGGAACAAAGCCCUACAUGUGUGGGGAGUGUGGGCACAGGACAGCAAAACACACUGGUGAGAACCUCUACAUAUGUGAUGAGUGUGGGUACAAGACAGCCGAAAAGUCGAACUUGUCCAGCCAUGUCCGACUUCAUACUGGCAAAAAACCCUACAAGUGCGACCAGUGUGACUAUUCUGCAGCAUGGAAAGCCAGUUUGAACUAUCACCAUCUUGCUAAACACACAAGUGAGAAACCCUACGUUUGUGAUGAGUCACAGAAAGUCAGUUUGCAGGAACAUCUAGCAAAACACACAGGUGAAAAACUCUACGUUUGUGAUGAGUGUGGGUACAAGACAGUGGUAAAGUCAAACCUAUCCCGACAUGUUCGAAUUCAUACAGGGGAAAAACCCUACAAGUGUGACCAGUGUGACUACUCUGCAGCACGGAAAUGCAGUUUGGACCUUCACCAUCUCGCUAAGCACACUGGUGAAAACCUCUACAAUGCUUAG
This is a messenger RNA of Branchiostoma floridae (Florida lancelet), 516 nucleotides long. Its product is annotated as zinc finger protein 679-like. Gene Ontology annotation, cellular component: nucleus. Gene Ontology annotation, molecular function: RNA polymerase II transcription regulatory region sequence-specific DNA binding; DNA-binding transcription factor activity, RNA polymerase II-specific. Bases 1 to 516 code for a protein of 171 amino acids. Gene Ontology annotation, biological process: regulation of transcription by RNA polymerase II. The transcript is spliced from 4 exons. The record is from RefSeq and is a predicted model, not a curated record. Lineage: Eukaryota; Metazoa; Chordata; Leptocardii; Amphioxiformes; Branchiostomatidae.